AUGUGUGCAGGGAACAACAUCACCUACGACCACCUCUUCAUCGAGUACAUCAACGACCCCAACCACGAAAACAUCGGCGACACCAACGACUACGGCCAGCUCUUCUCUUCAAUCAAGUACAUCAACGACCCCAACCACGAAAACUACUAA
Molecule: messenger RNA, 150 nt
Organism: Pichia membranifaciens NRRL Y-2026
Lineage: Eukaryota; Fungi; Ascomycota; Pichiomycetes; Pichiales; Pichiaceae
Exons: 2
Coding region: 1-150 (49 amino acids)
Source: RefSeq, a predicted model, not a curated record